CCGUUGCAUUUGCCUUCUCCACAGUUCAUUUUCGCAAACCCUAAGCAGUUCUAUUUCUUUCCAAACUCAAUCGAAAUUUCCAUUUCAAUUCCAAUUUUGCCAAUUAAGCUUUGAAUCCCAAAUUUAAAACCAUCUUUGUUUUUUUUUUUUUCUUCAUUGUGUUUACAAUUCAAAUAAAAUCCUUUUGAUCCCACCAAGAAUAACCCAUAUCCUUUUUUAUCUUUUCUCGACUUCAUAGUGAUUUUACGAGAUUAGAAAAAGUAAAAGAACCUGUAAUGGCAUCUAAAACUGUUGCUAAAGAUAUCAUCACUCUACGUGGUUCUGCAGCAAUUGUCAGCGAGUUCUUCGGUUAUGCAGCAAACAGUAUUCUAUACAAUCGUGGGGUUUAUCCAGAAGAAAGUUUUGCGAAGGUGAAGAAAUAUGGGUUACCAAUGUUGCUCACACAAGAUGAAGGUGUUAAAUCCUUUAUUGCCAACCUAAACGCUCAGUUAUCAGAGUGGUUAGAAGCUGGAAAGUUACAAAGGGUUGUUCUUGUGAUAAUGAGCAAGGCCACCAAUGAGGUCCUAGAGAGAUGGAACUUCAGCAUUGAGACUGAUAGUGAGGUCGUCCAGAAGGGGGUGUCGAGGGAAAAGAGUGACAAAGAAAUAAUGAGGGAGAUACAGGCAAUCAUGCGCCAGAUAGCUUCUAGUAUUACUUACUUGCCAUGCCUUGACGAAGCUUGUGUUUUUGAUGUGUUAGCAUAUACGGAUAAAGAUGUUGCAGUCCCUUUCACUUGGAUUGAGAGUGAUCCGAAAUUGAUAGCCAAUCCACAGAUGGUGAAAUUGCAUUCUUUUGAUACCAAGAUACACAAGGUUGACACUCUGGUUUCAUACAAGAAUGAUGAAUGGGAUGAGCAGUAGAGAGAUGAGAUUACCUUAACUUUUUGGUGGCAUGUUUGGGCUUUUCCCUUUUGAAUGGUUACUGUGAAUCUUUUAUUCACAUUUUGUGUAAAAAUUGAUGUUUCGAGUUGUUUGCUUUGCCCCCCUGUUUUACUUGUAUUUGGAGAACACCAAGCAUUCAAUAUCAAUUUACCCCGAGUUUCUUUGGUA
This is a messenger RNA of Ricinus communis (castor bean), 1088 nucleotides long. RefSeq names its product mitotic spindle checkpoint protein MAD2. Gene Ontology annotation, cellular component: kinetochore; cytoplasm; nucleoplasm. The coding region runs from base 276 to 899 and encodes 207 amino acids. Lineage: Eukaryota; Viridiplantae; Streptophyta; Magnoliopsida; Malpighiales; Euphorbiaceae. The record is from RefSeq and is a predicted model, not a curated record. Gene Ontology annotation, biological process: mitotic spindle assembly checkpoint signaling. The transcript is spliced from 7 exons.